AUGCCGGCUGACUUCGCGUUCGUGACUGUCGGCAGUUCGGGACGGACACAGCCCACAGACCGAUCAGUAAUUCGUAGUCGAUGUAUGAUCGGUAAGAAUCGACAAGAAGGCUCGCGACGAUCCAAACAAGCUGCUCGUAAAGUGCAGAGGGCAGCCGCUCAAACUGCGAGCGAGAAUGCCGGGCUCCAGUCGCUUCAUCAUUCGGCUUCCCCUAUCAAGCCUUGGCCUUGCACCGCGUAUAAUGAGAAGCAGCAAGCUGAAGAACAUUCUCAGGCUCCGAGCACAGGAGAGGUCGCUCAAGAUGAUACCUCGGCUUUGAUGCCUCCGGUCCCUCAUCCGCCACCCAGCGACAUGUCUCUGAUUCGCUUCGCAGAAGAGUUGGAAAGGCCAUCUCAGGAAAUACUCUUCAGAUUGGUCAACUUCAAUGCUCUUAAGGGCACCUUCUAUCCCAUUGAGCACUGCGUCGACCUCCCUCGCAGCGCGAAUUCUGAAGCACUCUCAUUUUCUUGGAUUCUCCAGGACAAAAUCUUCCUACACAGCGCCUUAUUCUACUCAUCCGCCGUACAUGAACAUGUCCAGCGCCGUCAGCCAGGAAGAACGACACAAUUUCAUCUCAGACGCACAAUCAAACUCCUCAAUGAGGCGCUUUCUCAGCCAGACUCACAUCGUAACGAGGCAAUCUUCCACGUCAUACUCACUCUAGCCUUAAUGGCAGGUCUUUGGGGUGACUUCAGCACCACAGCCGUACACCUAUCAGGCUUACGGCAGAUCGUGCGACUUCGUGGAGGGCUCAAGUAUCUUCGAAGUCAUCCGAAGCUACAUUUUAAGCUCGAUCGCCUGGCUCUCUCAUGGUCUCUUGGCACGGGGGGUACGCCUUGUUUCUUCACUGCCCCUAUCAGCUGGAAGUCAUACUUUGAUGCGCAGUCGGGGACCCCAACUUGCGAGGCUGGGCCCUUCUCUUGCAAUGUUGUGAGUGACUGGAGGCUGGCUGUGGUAUGGCAAGACCUCAGACACUUGGUGAAUCUGAUCAACGAUCACCUCGCCUGGAAUUCGCUGCUUGACGGCUCGCUUUUCCAAGACUCCUUGGGAUCGAUCCAAAUACGACUCGUAAAUCUGCAGAACGAAAUCGAUGACCGUUCAGAUGAAUGCCUUCGGCUUGGGAUGUUGGCCUUUCUGUCAACCACAUUGCAAAUCCCAGGCGGCAAGUUUCCUUAUAACUAUCUCACUGAGAGUCUCAGAAACUUAUGCGAUACUACCGCCAAUAAAACAAUCGGAGAUGAGAACAUCCUGUUCUGGCUUUUGAUGGUGUGCGCGAUCUCAGUCUUCGAGGCCGAGGAGGCUUGGCUGCGGCCUCUGUGGUUGAAAUUAGGAGUAGAGCGCUUGUCGUGGGAAAGCGCACGAUCUCGGUUGCAGGGCGUCAUGUGGAUAGACAGAUUACAGGGAGAACUCGGCAGCAAAAUUUGGGCGAAGCUUGCUUUGAUAGAAUGGGUGUGA
This is a messenger RNA of Colletotrichum paranaense, 1494 nucleotides long. RefSeq lists its product as uncharacterized. Bases 1 to 1494 code for a protein of 497 amino acids. The record is from RefSeq and is a predicted model, not a curated record. NCBI's taxonomy places the organism in Eukaryota, Fungi, Ascomycota, Sordariomycetes, Glomerellales, Glomerellaceae. The transcript has 3 exons.